Trichomonas vaginalis G3 is the source of this 616-nucleotide messenger RNA. RefSeq names its product organellar and viral DNA polymerase type B. The annotation marks the transcript as partial. The record is from RefSeq and is a predicted model, not a curated record. Lineage: Eukaryota; Parabasalia; Trichomonadida; Trichomonadidae. The transcript has a single exon.
AUGUUGGUAGAGAUGAAAAGCUUCAUUCCUUCUUCAUAUACUUUUGAAACAAAAAUCCAGAAGAUAAAGCAAGAACUUUUAACAAAUAAUUUAGACUGUAGUGCGAAAGAUGAAACAAAUGAACAGUAUCUUUAUGAAAUGCAGGACCUCAUCGACCAUUUACCCAAAUUGCCUGAAAUUCAGCAGCAAAAACUCACUAUUCCCGAAUUUGACGAAAUAGAAGUCAAAGCAACUGACUCGGUAGAAAUAAAGAAGUUCAUACGUAAGGUAAACUAUGAGUUUCUUGGAUUUCAUUGCAACCACAAAGUCAUGGACAAAGAUUGCGACAUGGUAUAUAAGAACAUCUCUGACAUAUAUAAAUCUGAAGAAUUUAAGACCUACGACAACUUUGUUUCGUUAGUUGCUGAAUGUGUAUGGCAGAUAAGAGAUAAAGAUAGAAGAGGCAAAGUAUGGAACGAACAAAUAAGACCCGCUAUGUUUGAGUUAAAGAAAACCAUUGACGCCUUAGUUGUUUUAGCAGGUAAGGUUUCAGAAUAUAACGCAAAAAUGAACCCGCAAUGUUCUAAAUGUAAAGCAGCAAUGAGGAAAUAUAACUACUCCGUCAAAGAGAUAGAAC